Molecule: messenger RNA, 1814 nt
Organism: Salvia hispanica
Lineage: Eukaryota; Viridiplantae; Streptophyta; Magnoliopsida; Lamiales; Lamiaceae
Product: proline-rich receptor-like protein kinase PERK3
Biological process (GO): protein phosphorylation
Cellular component (GO): membrane
Molecular function (GO): protein kinase activity; ATP binding
Source: RefSeq, a predicted model, not a curated record
CAUGCAUCAAGCAGCUCUAGCAGAUGAGAAUCAAUGUGUUGUUGACAUGAAAACUCCAUCAUCAUGGAAUGAUUCAAGAGGUGCGGGAGGAAACUGGGGUGGAUUUGUCAACAACAACACAUGUGCACAAGCACUAGAAACAUAUUUAUAUGCGUUGGCGAAGAACGCCAACAAAACCGGGGAAAUAUUCCUGAACCGCACACAGCGAAAGGCCUGUCUGAGUUCAACAAACAUGAGUGAGAAAACCUGUGGCAUUGAGAGGCUAAUUAGUGGGAGAGGAGGGUGCUCGGACUACUCAGUGAAAGACGUUGUUAACGAGCAAGCAAUUCAGCUGCAGAAUUUGGAUCAAGGCUGCAAUGAAGGGUGCAGCUCUUGUUUGAAGAGGUGGGAGCAGAUGGAUUUUUCAUCGGCCAGUAAUAGCUCGAUCGAAGAAGAAGAAGAAGCCGAUAUCUGUAGGUUUUCGGUUCUUGUUUCACUAACUAGUAGAAGGGCUAGUGACAUGGAAUGGAUAGAUUCAAUCUACACCUGCCUUGGAGAUGGAAUUCCAUUAGCUGAUGAGGGAAAACAAGAAAAGAAGAUCACCUUAACUAAAGAUCUUGAAAUUGUGGCUGGUGGUGUUGGGGCCAUUUCAAUAGUAGUAGCCAUUUUGUGUGUAAUCUUCUUCUACUUGAAGAAAAGGACCAAAACAAGACCUUCUAAAGAGAUUUAUGGUGGAAAUUCGUGUUGGGAGCAAUCCAGCAGCAUCAAGAUCUCAGUCAGAGAGGUGUAUCAAGCCACAGAAAAUCUCAGUGCAACAAACUUCAUAGGCCAAGGCAUAGCAGGGAAAGUAUACAAGGGGAUUCUGUGGAACGGGGAGGCUGUGGCGGUUAAGCACAUAUUAAACGAGGGGCACAUGGAGACGUUUGUAAGGGAGGUGAGGAGCUUAUCACAUGUGAAGCACCCGAACCUGGUGCAGUUGUUAGGGCAUUGCGAUGGAGAAGAUGAGAGCUUUCUUGUUUACCAACUGUGUGAGAAUGGAAAUCUGUCUGAGUGGCUGUUUGGGAAGCAUAGAUUGUUGUGUUGGAUUAGAAGGGUGGAGAUUGCUCUAGACUGUGCGAGAGGCCUCUGGUUUCUUCAUACCUAUCCCCAAGGCUGCAUUGUUCACCGUGAUGUUAAGCCAACAAACAUCCUUCUAGGCAGCAAGUUUGAAGCGAAACUGUCGGAUUUCGGAUUGUCAAAGGUGAUCUCGAUGGGAUUCUCCCACGUGAGCUCGGAGGUACGUGGAACCUUCGGGUACGUGGACCCCGAGUACCAGAAGGAUCGGCAGGUGCACUCGUGUACAGAUGUUUAUAGUUUUGGAGUAGUUCUGUUGCAGCUGCUGUCGGGGCAAAGGGUCAUGAAUCUCGAAGUCAGUAGACCCGUGGCCUUGAGUAAAAAGGCUAAAAAGGUGAUGAGAAAAGGCGGAGGCGGAGGGGAUAUAACAGAAUUUGCGGAUCCAAAACUUAAUGGUGAGUAUUGUUUGGAGGGGUUUGAGAUGAUUUUGAAGCUAGCAUUGUGUUGUAUUGGAGUUAAGCAGCAACGCCCUUCCAUGGAAACAGUCGUCUCAUUGCUACAGGAAGCUCGUCGCAUUUCUCUCCACACCAUCCACAAAUAACAAAUACUACCUACUACCUACUACUAUAUGCUUGGCUUUGUAAAUACCAUUUUCACAAGGACCAUUUUUUGGGCUGAAAUAUUUAUUUCUCUUCUACUACUAUACCUCAUAAAUAACCAUACCCCAUUUUCAUUUAUCUUCUUAAUUAUACACCUUGGAUCACCUUUGCUUCUUUCUUCUU